AUGUCUGCUGCCGCCACUUCGGAGACGGCUUCAAUCAAAGCCACCGGUGCCCUCGCGCCCGCCGCCGGUGCCAUUGCCGCCUCGACUGAUUCGGUUCCUCUCGAAAGCAUUCGCCGCUCGACCGAAGCCACGAGCUCUGCGCAGCACGUCGCGCCCGACAAUGGUCCAGGUCCCGACGCCAUCGACACCACAAAUAUGCCCGAGCAGACCUCAGCGGCUUCUGCUUCCACCUCUGCGCCCGAGGUACCGGUAAAGGCGGGCAAUGGUGUCGAAAAGGGUCCAGAACCGCCCGCCAAGGAGGUCGACGACGCAAUCGGCCCUGCUCAGGAGCACAUCAACUCUGGCGCCUCAACAGAACCUGGUGCCCCUCCCGUGUGCAACAUUACUCUUCUCUUGACGUCUGGCACCCGCCAUCCCUACAGACUCGAUGCCAAGUAUCUAUCUCGAAGAAACGUGGUGAUGCCUGACGAAACCGAGCACGGACAUCCGGAUCCCUUCAGUAUUAGUAUAUAUACUCUCAAAGAAUUGAUAUUGAGAGAGUGGCGGAGUGAUUGGGAGCCCAAGCCUGCAAGUCCCAGCAGCAUACGUCUUAUUCACUUUGGAAAGCUUUUGGAUGACAAGGAGCAACUCAGGAAAUAUCAAUUCAGCCAGGAGGCCCCCAACGUGGUGCACAUGAGCAUCCGACCUCAGGACCUGGAUGAGGAAGAGACCAAGCCAGGCGGUAAGAGUCUCGGCGCUGGAAGUGGUGACGGUUCACGCUCAAGAUCCGGAGGCUCGUGCUGUGUGAUUCUAUAG
Molecule: messenger RNA, 795 nt
Organism: Cordyceps militaris CM01
Lineage: Eukaryota; Fungi; Ascomycota; Sordariomycetes; Hypocreales; Cordycipitaceae
Product: Ubiquitin
Exons: 2
Coding region: 1-795 (264 amino acids)
Source: RefSeq, a predicted model, not a curated record